AAAUGGCCACUGACCCUAACCAGAUUCCCACCUCACAAUCCGACGCCGACCAAAUCGCCAAGCAGAAGCCAUCCGUUUUACUCGAGGACGACGACGAACUCCGCAAGGUUUUCGAACGCUUCGAUGCGAAUGGCGACGGUAAGAUCUCUAUCACCGAGCUCGAUGCCGUCCUCACUUCCUUAACGUUAAAAUCCGCCAUCCCCUUAGAAGAGCUUCGAUCUGUCAUGGACGAUCUCGACUCUGAUAAGGACGGUUAUAUCAACAUCGAAGAAUUCGCCGCCUUCUGUAAGAAACCGAUGGCCUCCGACGAGGCUGGAGCAGCGGAGCUUCGUGACGCCUUCGACCUCUACGAUCAGGACCGUAACGGCCUUAUUUCUCAGUCUGAGCUCCAUCUCGUUCUUAAUCGCCUCGGAAUCAGUUGUUCUAAGGAAGACUGUCAAAAAAUGAUCAACUCCGUCGAUUCGGAUGGGGACGGAAAUGUGAAUUUCGAAGAGUUUAGGAAGAUGAUGACAGAUAAUUCCAAAUCGAAGGCGGCUAAACAGAACGGAACUGCUGCGGCGGCACCCUAGCCCUAGCUCUAGGUUUUGGUAAGUUGUUUAGUAAUUAGCCGCGUGAGAGAGGUAACGAAGUCGAUUUCUAUAUCCUUCGUUCCUUUUUUUUUUCUUAAAUUUCUCUAUGUUCUAUCCCUUAAUCUGAAUCCAAUCCAACUAUUCCUGUUUUCUUAUUUUGCCGAAAAUGUAACAAAAGAUUCCGGAUCUGCUUCUGUUAAUCAUCCGCCAUUAAUGCUGAUCUUUAAUUUCAA
Cucumis melo (muskmelon) is the source of this 802-nucleotide messenger RNA. Its product is annotated as probable calcium-binding protein CML27. Gene Ontology annotation, molecular function: calcium ion binding. The transcript has a single exon. The record is from RefSeq and is a predicted model, not a curated record. Bases 3 to 569 code for a protein of 188 amino acids. NCBI's taxonomy places the organism in Eukaryota, Viridiplantae, Streptophyta, Magnoliopsida, Cucurbitales, Cucurbitaceae.